Messenger RNA from Ostrea edulis (European flat oyster), 2975 nucleotides. RefSeq lists its product as uncharacterized. Gene Ontology annotation, molecular function: calcium ion binding; zinc ion binding; metalloendopeptidase activity. The coding region runs from base 1 to 2904 and encodes 967 amino acids. The transcript is spliced from 25 exons. The record is from RefSeq and is a predicted model, not a curated record. NCBI's taxonomy places the organism in Eukaryota, Metazoa, Mollusca, Bivalvia, Ostreida, Ostreidae. Gene Ontology annotation, biological process: proteolysis.
AUGGGAGUUUCACGGGGGGCUUUUCAGUUACCAAACUAUUUUUUCUGGAACCGUUGGCAGCAACUUCAACAACCAGGACAAUGGAAAUCUGGACUAAUCGACUCAUGGGACAGAAAAAAUCAGGACUCUCCUAUCGCUGAACUGCUGCAAACGAUGAUUGUUUUUGACGAGUUCGGUCGACCCCACAAGCCCAAUGGAAUAGACCCGUCACAGAAAUCCUCUGUUAAAAUUGCUGCCCUGGACCAUCACAUACUACCAAACCCAAAUCCUUUCAUUCAUCACAGAAGGAGGAAACGAAAUUUUCUUUCCCGUGCUACACUGUGGGAACAAAAGACUGUUCCUUAUGAAAUACAACAAGGGGUUUCAGCCAGCAUGAGAGAAAAAAUCAACGAAGCCAUCAAGGCCUUUAACGAUCUGACAUGUGUAAAGAUUCAACCUCGCGCACAAGCUGGAAAUCUUCCUCACAAUUCUUUUAUUUAUUUCGUCAACGGACAGGGUUGUUCUUCCUAUGUUGGACGACAGCAAGGAGGUCAGCAGAGAAUAACCCUUCAGGACCCAGGUUGUAAGCAGACUAAGGUCGUAAUCCAUGAAUUGAUGCAUGCGAUUGGUCAAAUGCACGAACAGCAGAGAUCGGAUAGAGAUGAGUACAUCGAAAUUUUGUACGACAAUGUCCCUAGUGAUCAGAGGCACAACUUUGACAAAGAAAACACACACGACAGAACACCUUACGACGUAGAAUCCAUCUUACAAUACCCAUUGACGUCGUUUGCUAUAAAUUCUGGACAACCUACGAUGAAAUUAAAGGAUCCACGACUAGAGGCCCUUGUGGACACAGCACAGUCCUUCACGCACAACGACCUGAAAGAGAUCACAAUGGCUUAUCAAUGUGCUGCUGAUUGUCAAAAUCCACCUUCUUGUCAAAAUGGAGGAUUUGUCGCCCACACCUGUCAGUGUAUGUGUCCGCUCGAUCUGACAGGCACCAGGUGUGAAAGCGUCACAACAGACACAGGAUGUGGCGGUUUGAUCGAGUUAUCCUCUGGGCAGAAUCAAUCCAUCCAGUCUCCAAACUACCCCAACAUGAUACCGGUCAAUCGUCAGUGCGUCUGGCUCAUUAAGGUGAGGUUUUGUAUUGGAAUUGGUCCCACGAAUUCGAAUAUUAGAUUGACCAUUCAGAAUCUGGAACUGGCGAGAAACACAAGGCAGUCCAACUGCUACCAUUGGCUAGAAAUCAGAUACCAUUUACCCGGGCAGACUGGAAUUAGACAAUGCAACGCACCAGCAAACCAACAGUUCACAACGACAAAUGAUGGCGAAAGAAAUGUCAUGAUCCUCAAGUUUGAUAGCAAGUUUUCCAGAGAUGUUCAGCCAUCUGAGAAUCACAAGUUUAGUCUGAUGGUGGAAGCUGUAGGGGGAAGCAUAAACUCAAAUCCAUGUAAUCCUAACCCCUGUCGAAAUUCCGGAACCUGUAACGUAUCCGGUUCAGCGUAUGAAUGCACUUGUCGUUCUGGAUGGACGGGGACCAACUGCGAUGUGGAAACCCAAUCGUGUCAACCAAACCCUUGUCAAAAUGGCGGGACAUGUUCAAUUGUCGGAAACAGUAUUACAUGCAGCUGUCCUUCGCGAUAUGUGGGUCCAAACUGUGAAUCGACUACAGCAUUCCAAUUACCCACCGGAUUCUACUGGUAUCCAUGGGAAAUGUACAAACAGCAAAAUGAAUGGAGGCCAAAUUUGAUAAACUCGUGGGACCGAAAGACACAGGACACACCCAUUGCAAACUUGCUACAAACAAUGAUAUAUUACGAUGACAAUGGACGGCCUCAUAAGACCAGAAUAGUCAUACACGAAUUAAUGCAUGCCAUUGGACAAGCGCAUGAACAGUCCAGAUCCGAUCGUGACGACUAUAUUGACAUAUUUUAUUCAAAUAUUGUACAAGGCCAGGAACAAAAUUUCAACAAUAAUAACCCCACGUUUGACAGGACUCCGUAUGAUGCCGAGUCACUUAUGCAAUAUCCAUUGAACGCUUUUUCAAGUAAUGGAAAUCCCACAAUGAAGUUGAAAGAUAGUCGACUGGAGGCCCUGAUAGACACUUCCCAAACUCUCACUCACAGUGACGUACAGGAAAUAAAUAUAGCCUAUCAAUGCGCAGGUUGUGGAGGAAUUAUUGACUUGGCCGCUGGUCAGCAACAAACUAUCAAAUCCCCGAACUAUCCCAGCGCUUACAGUGUGGACACGGAAUGUGUGUGGAUGAUCCGGGGACCAACGAACUCCAAUAUAAGACUAACAAUUCAGGAACUGGACUUGGCCAGGAACGCUCAGGCAACUACAUGUUACCAUUGGCUAGAGAUUAGAUACAACCUCGUCAGUCAAACUGGAAUAAAGGAAUGCAAUCAACCGCAAUCACAAAGCCAACAGUUUACUACAACAGAUGAUGGAAACAAAAAUAUCAUGAUCAUUAAGUUUGACAGCAGACUUUCAAAAGAUCAGCAGCCUUCUCAGAAUCAGAGAUUUGAGCUACAGGUCGAGGCCAUUUCCGGAUCAACAUCCACAAAUCCCUGCAGUCCCAAUCCUUGUCAGAAUUCCGGAACUUGUAGUGUUUCUGGUUCAUCCUAUACAUGCACAUGUCCUUCCGGUUGGAGUGGCACAAACUGUGAUCAAGCUGCGCAAUCCUGCCAACCAAAUCCUUGUCAAAAUGGUGGAACGUGUCAAAUCUAUGGUGGAAGUUACAUUUGCAACUGCCCUUCUCAGUUCACGGGUGCCAAUUGCGAACAAUCUUCACAAUCAUGCAGUCCAAACCCGUGUAAUAAUGGGGGAACGUGUUAUGUAAAUGGAGGAUCUAUCUACUGUGUAUGUCCAUGGGUAUGGACUGGUCAAUACUGUGAUACCUACAUGUUUGGAAGAAAGUAAACCAUUUGGAUUUUGUUUCGCAUGUACAAGUCUAUUCCUAUAUGGCGUUCAAUAAAAUUUUAUCCUUUAAA